Mercurialis annua (annual mercury) is the source of this 1147-nucleotide messenger RNA. RefSeq lists its product as uncharacterized. Gene Ontology annotation, biological process: microtubule-based process. The transcript has 2 exons. NCBI's taxonomy places the organism in Eukaryota, Viridiplantae, Streptophyta, Magnoliopsida, Malpighiales, Euphorbiaceae. Gene Ontology annotation, cellular component: dynein complex. Gene Ontology annotation, molecular function: dynein intermediate chain binding; dynein light intermediate chain binding. Bases 553 to 1038 code for a protein of 161 amino acids. The record is from RefSeq and is a predicted model, not a curated record.
UUAAAAUAAAACAUUUGAAAUCAAUUUAUAAUUAAAAAAUGAAAAAAGAAAUAUAAUUGAUAAAAACAGUAAAUAGUUAAAUUUUUCUAAAUAUUCACUUGAAGGUAGUGAUGUAAACAAACCGGGCUGCUCAAUAGUGUUGUAAACGAACUUAUCCUAAAUGAACCGUAUAUGUAUACGGCGUUCAUAUAAGGAACGGAAACAUUUUGAAUCGGCUGGGCUUGAUUUAUUUAUGACCCUACUUGAAGGUCUAACCUGUAAGGCUAGGCUUUCUCUUGGUACGCAAUUCUGUUACCGUACCAGAACGUAUCUUUUAGCCUCUGCUAUGCAAAAUCUCUCUUUUUCUGUAAUAUUAAAUUCCAGAACAGAAAACACCAAAAACGUUAUUUCUCAAUUGUCUCUUUCAAGAAACAGAAUGAAAUAAACAAAUAGCCUCACUCGGUCAAACUUCAAACUUCAAACAUAUCUGCUACCCACCAAAUCCCCUCGCUCAAAUUUCUUCCGUCUCUCUCUUCGAAAAACACUUGGACUUGUUUCACCUCAAUUUUUCAAAUGGAGCCACCGCUUUCAGCGACUGAAAUCAGGAGAAUUAAACUGUCAAAAAUGCAGCGUCCUCCACCACCACCAGGGCGCAAGUUAGCUGCGCCGUCCAAGGUUAAAGCACCUCCGUAUGAUCAAGCAAAGCUAGCCGCAAUAGCUAUGGAUUUAAAUAUAAGACUCAGAUCAGCUGAAAUGCCCGGCGCUAUGCAGGAGCGUGCUUUCCGGUGCACCAGAGCAAUUCUUGACGCUAAUCUCGAUAACAAAGCGACUCCUACGCUCAUUGCAAUGCGUCUGAAGAAGGAGUUUGAUGCAGUGUAUGGACCGGCGUGGCACUGUAUCGUCGGGAAGAGUUUUGGAUCGUUUGUGACUCAUUCAAGCGGUGGAUUUGUGUAUUUCUCGGUGGAUAAGCUGUCGUUUCUUCUGUUUAAAACGGAGGUUAAGCCGGUGAAAAGGUCGCCUCGUCUUCCUCCUCUGCUCAAGCUUAAUAUUAAUCAGUGAUUCAACUUCUUGUUGUGUAAUGUGAAUUAGGGUUGCAAUUUGAUUCUAAAUUGGAAUGUUACGAAUUUUGAUAAAUUAUGGAAUAUACAUAAUGGAAUUGGAAUUGGAA